This is a messenger RNA of Pteronotus mesoamericanus, 6756 nucleotides long. RefSeq names its product CREB regulated transcription coactivator 1 (gene CRTC1). Gene Ontology annotation, biological process: positive regulation of transcription by RNA polymerase II; protein homotetramerization. The record is from RefSeq and is a predicted model, not a curated record. Gene Ontology annotation, molecular function: cAMP response element binding protein binding. NCBI's taxonomy places the organism in Eukaryota, Metazoa, Chordata, Mammalia, Chiroptera, Mormoopidae. The coding region runs from base 25 to 1989 and encodes 654 amino acids. Gene Ontology annotation, cellular component: cytoplasm; nucleus. The transcript is spliced from 15 exons.
GGAGGAGGAGGUGGCGACGAGAAGAUGGCGACUUCGAACAAUCCGCGGAAAUUUAGCGAGAAGAUCGCGCUGCACAACCAGAAGCAGGCAGAGGAGACGGCGGCCUUCGAGGAGGUCAUGAAGGACCUGAGCCUGACGCGGGCCGCGCGGCUCCAGCUCCAGAAGUCACAGUACCUGCAGCUGGGCCCAAGUCGCGGCCAGUACUAUGGCGGGUCCCUGCCGAAUGUGAACCAGAUUGGGAGCGGCACUGUGGAUCUGCCCUUCCAGCCCAGCGGAUUUCUAGGAGAUGCCCUGGCAGCAGCUCCUGUCUCUCUGACACCCUUCCAGUCCUCAGGCCUGGACACCAGCCGGACUACCCGGCACCAUGGGCUGGUAGACAGAGUGUACCGGGAGCGCGGCCGGCUCGGCUCCCCACACCGCCGGCCCCUGUCGGUGGACAAACAUGGACGGCAGGCGGACAGCUGCCCUUAUGGUACUGUGUACCUCUCACCACCCUCGGAUACCAGCUGGAGAAGGACCAAUUCUGACUCUGCCCUGCACCAGAGCACAAUGACACCCACCCAGCCAGAGCCCUUUACAGGCGGGUCCCAGGACGCACACCAGAAAAGAGUCUUACUACUAGCUGUCCCGGGAAUGGAGGAGACCACGUCGGAAACGGACAAGAACCUUUCCAAGCAAGCAUGGGACACCAAGAAGACAGGGUCCAGGCCCAAGUCCUGCGAGGUCCCUGGAAUCAACAUCUUUCCAUCUGCUGAUCAGGAAAACACUACAGCCCUGAUCCCUGCUGCCCACAACACUGGGGGUUCCCUGCCUGACCUGACCAACAUCCACUUCCCUUCCCCGCUCCCAACCCCGCUGGACCCUGAGGAGCCCACCUUCCCUGCGCUCAGCAGUUCCAGCAGCACCGGCAACCUCACUGCCAACCUGACGCACCUGGGCAUCGGUGGCACUGGCCAGGGGAUGAGUACUCCAGGCUCCUCACCGCAGCACCGUCCGGCUGGCAUCAGCCCACUGUCCCUGAGCUCGGAGGCACGGCGGCAGCAGGCCCAGCAAGUGUCGCCCACCCUCUCCCCGCUGUCACCCAUCACUCAGGCUGUGGCCAUGGACGCCCUGUCUCUGGAGCAGCAGCUGCCCUACGCCUUUUUCACCCAGGCGGGCUCCCAGCAGUCGACUCCACCACAGCCCCAGCCCCCGCCGCCCCCACCACCUGCAUCUCAGCAGCAGCCACCCCCGCCACCUCCGCAGGUGCCCGUUGGCCUCCCCCCGGGCAGCCCCCUGAUGCCGAGUGCCAGCCUGACACGGGGGCCCCAGCUGCCUCCACUCACGGUCACGGUACCAUCCUCUCUCCCCCAGUCCCCCCCAGACAACCCAGGCCAGCCGCCAAUGGGGAUCGACAUUGCCUCGGCCCCGGCUCUGCAGCAGUACCGCACUAGUGCCGGCACCCCAGCCAACCAGUCUCCCACUUCACCUGUCUCCAAUCAAGGCUUCUCCCCUGGGAGCUCCCCACAACACUCUUCCAACCUGGGCAGCGUGUUUGGGGACUCGUACUAUGAGCAGCAGAUGGCAGCCAGGCAGGCCAAUGCUCUGUCCCACCAGCUGGAGCAGUUCAACAUGAUGGAGACCGCCAUCAGCUCCAGCAGUCUGUACAGCCCAGGCUCUACACUCAACUACUCGCAGGCGGCCAUGAUGGGCCUGACAGGCAGCCACGGGAGCCUGCCAGACACACAGCAGCUGGGCUAUCCCAGCCACAGCAGCAUCCCCAACAUCAUCCUCACAGUGACAGGAGAGUCCCCUCCCAGCCUCUCUAAAGAACUGACCAGCACGCUGGCCGGGGUUGGCGAUGUCAGCUUCGACUCUGACAGCCAAUUCCCCCUGGAUGAACUCAAGAUUGACCCCCUGACCCUGGACGGACUGCACAUGCUCAACGACCCUGACAUGGUCCUGGCCGACCCAGCCACCGAGGACACCUUCCGGAUGGACCGUCUGUGAGUGCAGUCCCAGCACUCCGUCGCCCAGCCCCGGCUCCGUCACCCCGCCGGUCAGUGGUCCCAACGGAGUCUCCCUGAGCCCAGGGACUGCACACACUGUCCCUGCAAACGGCCGAGCUUGUGAUUCUGAGCUUGCAAUGCCGCCAAGCACCCCCGCCCCCCCUCGGCUGCCCAUCUCCUGUGGGAGGCUGUGAAUUGCCUCCUUGGACUUCCCCCUGCGCGCACUCUUUUCUCCUCCCACCCCAGGCCAUGAGCCAUCAGCUCCUGUAAGAUGCAGAAAGUGUGUUGGGCAGGGCCACAGGCCUGGGGGCACCAGGGUCUGGUCCGCACUGUGGUGGGCGGAUGUGCAUUUCCGACUGUUGUCCAGCUCUCACUGCCUUCCUUUGUCCCGGGUCCCCCCACACACACCUGCCAUCCCCAGGUCAUGGUUAGGGAGAGAGUCAGCCCCACCCAACCUGCCAAAGGGAGAGGGCUCCAGAGAGAGGGGUAGACCCAGCGCAAAAUAAACACUAUUUUGAUUGCUGUCUUUUAUAUUUCUGAACGUACAGAAGGCUAGAGCCCUUCCCAUGGGGGGUGGAUACAAAGGUGUAAACUGAGCAGCUAGAUCUUCCCAGCCCCCUCCUGCCUCACCUACCCCCACGCCAGGUCCCCCUGGGGCUGCCUCUGCCAGGAAGCCCCUGGCCAGGGUGACAGCCUACCAGGAAGCACAUGUGGAGUUGGGUCAUUUCGGCAGGGGGCGGGGGCAGGGGAUUUAGGACUUGUUUUCAUCUUUCCUUCUCUAUACAGUAGUCACUGUUCCUGUUAUGUACAGAUGGGUGGGAAGGGGGUGGCCAGGGCAUUUUUGUUGCAUUUUUUGUUGUUUCUUUUGGUGUGUUAUUUCUGUUUUGGCUGUAGACAAGUAGCUGACUCCUUCAAACCAACACUUGCCUGAAAGCAUCUUUUUAUUCCAGAAAUCCUACGUUAUACGUUUUUUUAGAGCUGAUUAGAAGCAGUGUCCUAUCUGAGCUGCGACCCUGGCCUCAGUAGUUUCACGUCAAGUUACUUCAAAACAGAAGGGCUGAGUGGCCGCGCGGCCCAAUGAGGGCAAGUUGUGCCAGGCAGGGGACUCUGGCAGAAGCUGGGGUGGCUGGAAAUGCCUCCCCUUCCGGCCACGGAACAGACUCCUGGAAAGGAGCCACUGCUUUUAGUAAGGAUCUCAAGAAGAUCUGGCCCCGCCCGACCCUCCUGAAGGUGCCUGCCAGUACUUGGGGACGGCGCGUGCCAGACCCGGAGGCUGGCAGCAGCUGCGGCCCCUCUGCUCCCAGGCACCCCAGACGAGGUGGUCUCUCGCCCCACCCUGAGAACAGUGAUAUUCAUCCCCUCCGGCCCCCUCUUUUGUAACUCUUCCUGGUAGGGCUGGUUUGGAGGCAAAGAACAGUGUACUUUUAGGGGUCGGUUUCUGGGUGCUUGCUUCUCAAAGCACCUCGGGAGGCAGAGGUGACCCUCCCUCUGCCCUCCAGGCCCUUUGACGGCGUGGCGGGCUGGCUGGCUUUUCUGUCUGCUGCUUUAGCAGGAGCCUCCGUUUCAGUCCCCAGGUUGCAUCUUGACUUGCUCCUCCACCUGCAGUUGGGCUGACACUUCUGCUGGGUGUGUUUCUCUGUGGUGUUGCGGCCACCCUCCUGCCUGGGCCAAGCGAGCCCUCCCCUCUGUGUACGGGAACUGGAUCUGACUCUAGCGAUUGUCCUUUCCUCCCGCUCCUUGGCCAGGCAGUUAGCACGCAUCCAAGCAGCUGGGCGGCCACAUGCGUGGGAAGUCCCCCCUCUUUGAUCACUUGGCCCUGCCACUAUUGUCUGGGCUGAGGGAGCAUCUCGUCAGUCCGUCCAGGUCCAGGGCCUGUCCUCUUGCCAUGGUGGGGACUGGGGACAGAGAUGGGGACUUUUUUUUUAAGAACAUCUACAUGUACAUAAAAGAGUUUGGUUACCAUUAGACUUGUAUGUAGAACUUUUUAAAAAUGGCCUUAACAAAAUACAAGCAACCUUCCUGGAUGCAAAUUUUCAAACAAGGCAUGGGGGACCCAGUGAGGGAGCCUUGUCAGCCCACGCUUCCCAUCUGUUCAGUGCCAGAUCUGGGUGCAGAUGGACAGGAGAGACCUGUGGCCUGGAGCACCAAUGACAUCAUGUCAACACGGGGCCUCUGCCCGGGAGAGGUGUAGGUGCGGAGCUGUCCUUGGCAGAGGGAAGGGGGCACCGGGAGCUAGCGGCCAGGCAUCCCCAUGUCUUCCUGGGCCUUGGGAGGCCUCUUGGGGUCUGUAACAGGGAAUUUUGUUUUUUAUUAAAUAUUACUUCUCUACUAAAUAUUCUUGAGUUGCCAAGACUUUCCGAGUCAAGACAGUGUAAGGGAAUCAGUCCUUUGACUUGUGAUGUGAAAAAUACUGUGAUUUCAGGCAAGCUGCGCCGUGAGGGGCCGGCCUGGGCCUGUAUCCUGUAUAUAGACCUGCACCCGCGUCCUGCUCACGAGCUCAGGGCAAGCCUGGACACUGGGUCCGCACGGAUUCAGAGGUCAGCCAGGCUGUCCCCCACCACACCCACACUGAGUGCCCCCAGCUUUGGCUGAGCCACGUCAGCUGUGCAGACCUUUCCCCCGGGAGCUUGAGAUGCCCGGCCUGUCCCCAUCUGCCUCAGUUUACCCUCUGCCCUUCAAAUCGAGGGCGGUAAGUGUGCUCCCCCACAUGGCUUGUGGUCUGAGGACGGAGCCCAGGGUCAGCGCCUUUCUGUGUCCUCCAGAGAAGAGGGUUGUGCCCAGGGCUGACUGGAGGAGAAGGCGGGAUCUCGCUGGGAUCACAUCCCCCAUCACAGGUGCCCGUGCUGACCUGCCCCUCCAUGCCCUUACAGGGGGAAGACAGGCAGCGCUGUUUGGAGUGUCCUGCAGCCCCCUUCCCUUGACACUUCUGGGCAGGAAGGGUGAGUGCCAGCCUCUUGGGGCAGGAGGACCUGAGACCCUCAGUGGAAAGCUCAGGGGGUAGGUCAGCCCAUCAGCAAAAUUUGGGAACCCACAGCCAACAACAUCCAAAAACGGGCGAGGCUCCGCUGCAGACACAAGUCACAGCAGAAGCAGCCCUGACGGGUGGGUCCAGCUCCAGCACUGUGGUUCCCAGGGCUCCCGGGGACCGGCCUGUGAGGGCAGGGAUGUGUGCUUCUGACCCUUUCCCCAGCGAUGCCUCUCUGUGCUAUUAUCUGCUCAUGGGUUUUCAUGAGCGGAAGGAGGGUUCUGAGUGGUUAGUGUGUUGAUUUGAUUUUCAUCUGGAAGGAUAUCCCAGUGGGGUGGUCCGUUGUGAGACCCAUGCGUCACAGUGGGGCGGGUAAGAUCACUUCCGUCAAAUGAGAUGCUGCAUGCAGGGCAGGGGGCCCCACGUCCAUUCAUGCGUCCUGCCAGAGGCAGAUGUCCGGUAUGGGGAUCCCCCGACCCUGUCUGUUGAUGUCCUGGGUCUGAUGAGUGCCCCUGAGUGACUUCUGCUGAGGGGCCUCAGGGACCCUGAGCUGGUUCAUAACCAAACAUCCUUCCAAAGCCCCUCCACCGAGCUCAGCUUUCUGCAUCUCCACAGGAGGCCCUCCACCCCUGUGUGGACUGUGUGUGAGCUCUGGAGCCGCUGGGCGCUGACAGAGCAGCCCCUGGGUUCUAAUGAACCACAGUGUAGGACGAAGGUACGGGGGCCACAAGACCCAGGGUCCUGGGCACCCUGGGCCUGGCCCAUCGCUCCUGCACGUGGCGUUCGGGUGGGGGGGGUUUCUGGCGACCAGAGCCCUCCCCACGUGGCCUGCAGAGCUGGGGGAGGACUCGGUGCCUUGCCUACCCUGGGAGGCUUGCCUGGAGUAAGUCGGCAGCUGGGCCUGUUUCUAUGCCCAUUCUCCGUGGACCCCGGGCCUCCACCUGCUAGGGUCUCGCAGCAGAGAUGUGACUAGGGGCCCCUGAGACAGUCCUGCAGGGGUGCUGGCUGAGUCGGGCUCAGGCCCCUCGUUCCCUCCUCAUGUCGCAGGCAACUGGCCACUCCCAAGAAGAGGGAGGUAGGGUGACCUGCACCCCCGGGGCUGGACACUGGGUUACUCCAGAGGGCAUGGAGAGCAGAAACAAAACCCUUGUGACAAGGGUCUAGAUUUCUCUCCUGUCACUGGCUCAGACCCACGGAUCUCAAGGCCCCUCCCAGUCAGAGCGAGGGACGGGUUGGACUUAGGUUGAUGCUGGCGGCAGAUUGGUCCCUCUGCCUUCCACACCCCCAGCCAGUCCACAACAGCCCAUCCCAAGGAGCCAGGGACACGUGGCAUGUGCGGGGGGAGGGGGAGUGUUGCCUCCAUCUCGCAGGGUUCUGGAAUUUGGGGCAAAUGAUGCCCAGCCCAUCCUAGCCUGUCACUUCUGACCUCUUGCCCACUGGGACAAGGGGACACUGCCAUAGCCUCCCCCACAACGCCCCGGGAGGGUGGGCUGUGGCAGCCGAGGCCCAUUGCCCCUCACCUGCCCCCCCAGGAAACUGCCCCCAAGGGGCUGGGUGGCACUUCUAAUAUAUGCAAACCCAUCAGUCUGAGCCCUCCCCCACCUGUGUCCCUCUGUCGCCAGGCUGGCUCUGCCCCCCCAGCAUGUACACUCUGCCGUGGAUGUCCCAUGGGCCGUGCGUGUGGGUGCCCGUGGCGGGCUGGGGCGGGCGGCUCAGGGUGCACUCAGCCGGCCCCUGCCUGUCCUCUGGCGUGGACGCUUUUGUCUUUGUACCUUUGCAUCCUUUGUAAUGAAACCUAAUAAA